UAGUGGAGUGAACAGUGUCAGUCGCGCGGUGUGCAUGUGUAUUCGGGGUUCAGUCAUAAGCAAAGAAAAAUAUUAUAAAAGUCAGCACACGCAAUUUUUUUUUUCGAUUCAAAAAUUUCAUUAAAAUGCCGAUUAUCGUCGAUUUAUUGAAUUAGAUUAAUCUGAAAUUUGUCAAUUAAUUGCAUGGUAACGGGUACAACACAAGCGGAACCAUUAAAACUGCGUAAAUUCAACUGAAAUCGAUCGACAAAAUGGCGACGCCAAAGGAAAAAUUUUCUUUCGACGAAGACGUGGAAUAUUCGUCCGGUUCAGAUUUCGAUGAUGAUGAAGAUCCCGACAAAAUCGAAGUUCCCGGCGGCGGCAAAGACUUGGCAACAUCGGCAGAAUUUGGAAAACUGAACAAAACUCAAUCGUCAAGUGGUGGUAGCACGGUUAAUCCCAUUCCAGUUGCUACACCAAAAACAUCAACUAGCACUAAACUACCCACCGGAUUAGUAUCUAAGCCGAACACAACCGGAUACGACAUCAUUAAACCCAAUAUGGGACAAGGCAUGCCAUAUGGAAUGAGCGGUACGAGUGGCAUGAUGGGAAUGGGAAUGGGAUUAGGUCCGAUGGCUGGAUACUAUUCUGGAAGUAACAUGGCCGCCUCAUUGUUGGCGCAGAUGGAAAUGGCUGGAAUGGGAUUCAUGUCUGGUGCUGGUGGCAAUGCAAUGGGAGCGAAUGCAAUGCAACAUUUAAACCAAUUCAUGUUACAAAAUCUACAGUCACUCCUCGCUGCGAAUCCGAACUUUCUGACCGGCGGCAUACCAAACAAAUUACUGUCGCAAAUGUGGUCCGAACCAGCCAAAGUCAUGUCAUAUCAAAUGCAACCGCAAGAGGAGGAGGAACAUGAUGACGAGGAAAUGGGUGUAGCCGAAACAUAUGCCGAUUAUUGGCCGGCCAAAUUGAAACUUGGUAAAAGACAUCCAGAUCCAGUGGUAGAAACAGCAUCGUUAUCAUCCGUCGAACCCACAGAUGUUACGUACAAACUAUCAAUUCCAGCAGAAACCAUCAACAAUGGUCUGCUCAGUGCUCUACAAUUAGAAUCCAUAACCUAUGCAUCUCAAGCACAUGAACAGUUGCUGCCGGAUGGAUCCAGAGCAGGAUUUUUAAUUGGCGACGGAGCUGGUGUUGGUAAGGGUCGUACUAUCGCUGGAAUAAUUUUCGAAAACUAUUUGAAGGGCAGAAAGAAAGCCCUUUGGAUCUCUGUAUCGAAUGAUCUCAAAUACGAUGCUGAACGUGAUUUGCACGAUAUAGGCGCUUCAAAAAUUGAAGUUCAUCGUCUGAAUAAAUUCAAAUACGCAAAAAUUUCGUCUCAAAUCAAUGGAAACAUCAAGAAAGGCGUCAUUUUCAGCACGUAUUCGGCACUGAUCGGCGAAUCAAACAAUUCGGCUGGCAAAUACAAAUCUCGACUGAAACAAUUGUUGCAGUGGUGCGGCGAAGACUUUGACGGAUGCAUCGUAUUUGACGAAUGUCACAAGGCCAAGAAUCUGUGUCCCACCGGAUCGAGUAAACCGACCAAAACCGGUCUGACUGCAUUGGACAUACAAAAUAAAUUGCCGAAAGCUCGUGUUGUUUAUGCGUCCGCAACGGGUGCAUCCGAGCCGAGAAAUAUGGCGUAUAUGGUGCGAUUAGGAAUGUGGGGUAUAGGAACACCGUUCAAAACGUUUAACGAUUUCAUUUCGGCUGUUGAGAAACGUGGCGUUGGUGCAAUGGAAAUAGUAGCCAUGGAUAUGAAAUUGCGUGGCAUGUACAUAGCUAGACAGUUAAGUUUCCACGGUGUAACAUUUAAGAUUGAGGAAGUGCCGUUGUCGAAGGAAUUUGAAAAGGUUUAUGAUGAAUCCGUUCUAUUGUGGGUGGAGGCAAUGCAAAAAUUCACAGAAGCCGCCGAACUGAUCGACGCAGAAAGCCGUAUGAAAAAGACGAUGUGGGGUCAAUUCUGGAGUGCUCAUCAGAGAUUUUUCAAGUAUUUGUGCAUAGCAGCCAAAGUGAAUCACGCUGUCAUUGUUGCUCGUGAAGCGAUAAAGUACGGGAAAUGCGUGGUAAUUGGUCUACAGUCAACUGGUGAGGCCAGAACGUUGGAGCAAUUGGAACGAGAAGAUGGCGAAUUAUCGGAUUUUGUCUCAACAGCCAAGGGAGUAAUUCAGUCGUUGGUCGAAAAACACUUUCCUGCUCCGGAUCGUAAUCGAAUAAGCCGGCUUUUGGGACUGGAAGCACCUCAAAAGACUCAACUACAAGCAAUUAUGGAGGAACCUAAGCCAAUCCCAUCGACACCAGCCGCAACCAGUUCGAACAAACGGAAAUCAUCCCGACAGGCCGCACAACGUUCCAAACGAAAUCGAAGAGGUUCGUCCGAUGCCAGUGACAAUUCGGACGAUGGUUCUGACAUUUCGGAAUUCAAGGCCAGCGACAGUGAAUCCGACGAAAGUAUUCAGAAUUCGGAUAGCAAUCAGAGCAGUGACUUUAAUCCGUUCCACGGUGGUGAUUCGGAUAGUGAUGCUGAUCCGUGGGUGAGCAGUGCCCGGAAUAAAAAGAAAAAGGUGAAAAAACCGAAGGCUGUCAGCCCGAAAAAGAAGUCCACAUCGACGCAGGAGAAAAUUCAGCAGUUGAUAACCAAAAAACAAACCGAAAUGAAGCCAGUGCUACAAACGAACGGUUACAAGGUGCAUGUUGGCCCACCACCGAAAGAUGCCAUCGAACGGGCCUGCAGUCUCAAGGAAGAGUUGCUGUGUAAAAUUGAGAAACUCGGUGAGAGUCUGCCUCCGAAUACGCUUGAUCAGUUGAUCGAUGAACUGGGUGGACCGGAGAAUGUGGCAGAAAUGACGGGCCGAAAGGGGAGAGUUAUUCAGACUGAUAAUGGCCAAAUUCAGUACGAAUCCCGAUCCGAACAAGACGUCCCAUUGGAGACGUUAAAUUUGACGGAGAAACAGAGGUUCAUGGAUGGCGAAAAGGAUGUGGCAAUUAUAUCCGAAGCAGCCUCUAGUGGCAUAUCAUUGCAAAGUGAUCGACGUGUACGAAAUCAGCGUAGACGUGUUCACAUCACACUAGAAUUGCCAUGGUCGGCCGAUCGUGCCGUACAGCAGUUCGGUCGUACACAUCGUUCCAAUCAGGUGAACGCGCCUGAAUACAUUUUCCUUAUAUCAGAUUUGGCCGGUGAGCGACGUUUCGCAUCGACCGUUGCUAAACGACUAGAGUCGUUGGGCGCAUUGACGCAUGGCGAUCGACGAGCCACCGAAACGAGAGAUUUGUCACAGUUCAAUAUUGACAAUAAAUAUGGACGCAGCGCAUUGGAAGCGGUUAUGAAAACCAUAAUGGGCUACGAAUCGCCUCUAGUUCCUCCACCGCAAGAUUACAAAGGCGAUUUUUUCAAAGACAUUGCUGGUGCUCUGGUCGGUGUCGGUUUGAUUGUGAAUAGUGAAGCGAUGCCUGGCGUUUUGAGUCUAGAUAAGGACUAUAACAACAUUUCCAAGUUUUUGAAUCGAAUAUUGGGCAUGCCGGUCGAACUACAGAACCGUUUGUUCAAAUACUUUACUGAUACUCUAACUGCGAUAAUUGGUCAAGCCAAGAAAAUGGGACGUUUCGAUUUAGGAAUCUUAGAUUUGGGUACUGCCGGCGAAAAUGUGACUCGAGUAAAGAUGAUUCGCUUCAUUCGCAAACAUGCCACUGGUGUUGCUCCCACCGAACUGCAUACCGUCUCAGUAGAACGUGGUAUGAUCUGGCAAGAGGCGAUCGACAAAUGGGCUGAUCUGUCCGGCGAAAAGGAAGGCUUCUAUUUGUCCAACCAGAGUCGUAACGGUAAACAGACGGCCAUAUUAGCAUUCAAAAUCGACACCGGUUCGAAGAAAAAGACCGACACGGUCAACAAAAAAGAGCAAAUGUUCCAGCUGUACCGACCGAACACCGGUCUACAAUUUCGACCGGAAUCGUUGGCCGAGAUCGAAAAGAAGUACAAGAAGGUGCAGAGCGACGAAGCCGAAUCGCACUGGACACAGCAGUACGAUGCGUCGGUGAAUACCUGCUCUCAUGCGUAUUGGCGCGGAAAUUGUCGGAAUGUUUCAAUGGGACAGGAGUGCGAGGUUGGACUGAGACGACGUACGUAUACCGUUCUCUCCGGUUCAGUACUGGCCGUUUGGUCUCGUGUCGAACAAACACUGAACGCCAAGUGUGGUCCGUCAAAUAACAAAAUGCAAGUGAUUCGUUUGAAGACUACGGAGGGCAACAAAAUCGUCGGUACGUUGAUACCGAAAAAUUGUGUCGAUACAUUGGUGGCCGAUUUGACAUCGGAUGCGGAGAAGGUCGAAGAGCAAACGUUCACAACGAAGUAAUUUGUGUCUGUGUUAUAAUUAUGGAACGCAAGUGAAAGAAUUUUUUUUUGUUCCCCGAAAACAUUUUGAGGCUUUCCCAUUUUGGACAUUUUCUGUGUUUUUAAGCAACAACAACAAAAAAAAAUGUUUGCUCAUUCGAAAAGGCAAUGUGUGAUUUCAAUUCUAAAUCUAGGACAGAAAAAGAGAGAGAGAGAGAGGAGAAGAAAACUAAACCAAUUGACCACUCAACCGAAUCAUAAAAUUACUCAACUUUCAAUCAUUCGACUCAAUUCGAUUCAAAAACCGACUGUAUCGAAUCAAAAAGUAAAUCCUAGUUAGACGUUCUGUGUGUUUUGAGGUGAGCGCGAAAAAAACCAAGCAUGUUGUUGAUGUUGUCGUGUCGAUAUGAGACCAAAAUGUUAUUAAAGUAAAAUUGAUUCACAGAAAGCAAAAAUAAA
This is a messenger RNA of Bradysia coprophila, 4801 nucleotides long. It is a transcript of the gene sno, whose product is annotated as Protein strawberry notch. The record is from RefSeq and is a predicted model, not a curated record. Gene Ontology annotation, biological process: regulation of DNA-templated transcription. Gene Ontology annotation, cellular component: nucleus. Gene Ontology annotation, molecular function: histone binding; chromatin DNA binding. Lineage: Eukaryota; Metazoa; Arthropoda; Insecta; Diptera; Sciaridae.